UAUCCAGAGCGUCCAUUUUAUGUUAACAAAGCAGUGAUAUUGAUAUCUGGGUCGCGACAAUUUUGCUAUUGUGUGCCGAUAUUCUAUUCAAAAUCGUGAAUGCAGGAGUUUAGUGAGAGGCCGAAGAGGCAGAGGAGAGAUGGGGGAACUCGCUGUGCCGCUUGGGGCUGCGAUAAAUCGAAAUUAAAGGAUGGUGUUGGAGUGUUCGAGUUUCCUGCCCGUGAGAAGUCGCCGGAAAGAUUCGAUUUUUGGUGCAAAGCAGUUCGGAGGACUCGCCAGGAUUUCAAGUUCGUCAAAGGCACAUCACGGCUUUGUGGCGACCAUUUCGAUCGGGACCAAAUCGAUAACUGGAUGCAAAUCAGGAUUAUGUUGGAGGAUAAGGGUCUAGAGGCGGCUCGAAAAAUCUCGUGGAGGUUAGUGCCCAAGGCCAAGCCAAAUCCGGACCUCUUCCCCAAAAGGCCAACCCAUGGCACCCCUAGUCCUAACGUUAGGCCUUCUGUUUCUUCCUCUUCCUUCGCCGGUGGUUCAACCCCAAGACGACCCCCAACUUCUAGACCUUGGGCAACCAAAAAAGACAGGAGAAAGAGGGUCAAAGAAGCCAUGGAAGUAUUACUUCCAAGUUCUGGAAUUACUGAGUCAGCUGAUUCCACUACAGCACCAUCAUCACCAGUACCAGGGCCAUCAUCAUGUGAGGCAGACUCAGAGGCGAUGGAGAUAGAAUGCAAUGAUACAAACAUGACAAAGUUGCCAGAGCUUGUGGAUCAAUACGUGCAGACUAAGAGAACGUCUUAUCGUUCCUUUCACGUACAAGUUAUGCCAAACACUUUUUCACAAGGAACUCAAACUGAUACAUGUAAAUGUAUGUGCAAUUGUCCCCAGGGCUGUGACUUGCCAGAUCCACCACUGGAGCCAGAUGUUUGUAGUGGUACUGCCAUGCCUGUUGAAACUGAUGACGACUCGGUCAUCGAGACAGAGGAUGAAAUGCAUGAUUCUGUUGAUCCAGAUUAUGAACCAAAUUCAGCUGAUGAAUCUGAUGAUUGUGAUGAAAGGGAAUUCGAAGAUUGGCAGAAUGAAGUAAACAAAGACCCAGUCUCGGAGGAAAAGUAUUUCGUUUUUCAUUCUUGUCUGAUGACUUUGUUUGCAUCAUGUCCAGUGUGUUCAUCAGAAUCAUCGGGGCAUAUCAAAAGGAUUGGAACUUUCAUAUCGAUUGAGCAGCACUGCAGUAACAGUCAAUGUGGAUUUUCACGGGUUUGGCACAGCCAACCGAUGUGUGGCAAGGUACCAGCAGGGAACAUCCUCUUGUCAGGUUCCAUACUGUUUUCGGGCAGCAUACCAGCCAAAAUUCUUCGUUUUCUAAAGUUGUUUGGUUGCCAGGCCUUCUCCAGGACAACGUACUUUAAUCACCAGCGCAUGUACCUUAGCCCAGCCGUGACAGAAGUAUGGAGCAAAGAACAACAUGCACUACUAGUUGACGUUAAGGAGAGUGAUGCCCCUCUUGUCGUUGGUGGUGAUGGCAGGUCGGAUACACCUGGCCAUUCAGCCAAGUAUGGAUCGUAUUCCCUCAUGGACCUUGACAAUAAAAAGAUCAUAGCCAUGGAGCUUGUCCAAAGUACAGAGGUCAAAUCUUCAGUUCAUAUGGAGAAAGAAGGGCUGAUCCGCUGUGUACGCAUCCUUGAUGAAAAUGAUGUAUCGAUUAACAAGAUAAUCACUGACAGACAUUGUCAAAUACAGAAAUGGCUCAGAGAAAACCUUGGGGGAACUUCACAUUUCUUUGAUGCAUGGCAUCUUGCCAAAAAUGUGAAGAAGAAGGUUCUGAAAAUUGCGAAGCUGAAAGGGUGCGAAAUAGCUGCGGAGUGGUGUAAGGCCAUCACCAACCACCUCUAUUAUGUGGCAUCGAACACCCCUGAGGGUCAAUCUGAUCUGAUAAUUGCCAAAUGGAAGUCAUUGGAUAAUCACCUUCACAACAUCCACAAAGGUCAUGGCAACCUGUUCCCCAAGUGUGGCCACGGUAGACUUCGAAAGCGACGACGCAACAGCAAAAAGUGGCUUACUGCAGGAACAAGGGUGUCCAAUGAAUUGACCAAAAUCAUCACUGCCCCAAGAUUAGUCAAAGAUAUUGGAAAGAUAUCCUGUAGUCAACAAACAUCCGGAAUUGAGGCGUUUCACAGUGUGGUGAACCAUUUCGCACCAAAACAGAUCCAUUUCUUCCCUGAUGGCAUGGAAAGCAGACUAUGUAUUGCUGCCUUACAUUAUAAUGAAAAUGGCAAGAAGGAGCAGGCAGUCAACAAAGAUGGGAAGGAGAGGUGGGACGUCUUCUUUCCAAAAGUGAAGAAGGGGGGUCAUUCUGUUCGACCAGUGAGGAAAGAGAGCACAUAUGGCUAUGCAAAGAGACUGAUGGAUGAAGCUCAUCAUAGAUGUAAGAACAGCAUGAAGAUUACAAACAAACGAAAACAUGACUUUCUGAGUAGCAAAUAUGUACAUCCUGAUAAACGUGAAGCAGUAGAAGGCUACUUGGCGAGGUACAAGCGUUUCAAGAAAUUAUAA
Messenger RNA from Lineus longissimus, 2544 nucleotides. RefSeq lists its product as uncharacterized. Bases 100 to 2544 code for a protein of 814 amino acids. The record is from RefSeq and is a predicted model, not a curated record. The transcript is spliced from 11 exons. NCBI's taxonomy places the organism in Eukaryota, Metazoa, Nemertea, Pilidiophora, Heteronemertea, Lineidae.